AUGAUUACAACCUCACCUGGUGCGGCGCGGUCUCAAAGAAAUUAUGGAAGAGCAAUUCGUGACAAGCACGGCGAAUUGAUGGGUGACAACAUCAUUGGAAUCUACCUCUCUGAAAGACCUUUCCAUUCCUCAUUCCCGAGCGAGGCCGUUGUUGACGAAGCCGAGACCAUCGACGAACUCCAUGACGCCACCGCCGCCGAACUCGGGCGCUUUGUCGAUCAUCAAGACAAAUUUCAGAACCCACUGCUGCUUGGGGCCGGCUUGCAUGGUGUCGUGGUUCUGGCAGAUAUCAAGGGUGUAAAAUAUGCUCUGAAAGUGUUCAAGAAAUGGAAGCAACCCGGCCCCGUCUUCUACCGAUACGAGGAUGCAGUCAGAAUGACGCCACUCGCGAACGAAUGCCGCGCAUUUGCACGUCUAAACUCGCACAAUGAAAAUGGCACUUGGGCUGCCAGAUGUUAUGGAUGGAUGAAAUUGUCCGAUACACAAUUCGAGGUGAUAAGUCGUGUUGUCGAUUCUCACGGUCUGAGUCGUUGGGCUGUUGUCAAGGAAUAUCUGCCGAUGCCCACAGAAGGGUGUCAUUUUGAUGAAAUGCGCGACAAGCUGAAAAUUCCAGGGAGGCUGCGGAUAUAUCCUCAAGAUCUUCGUCUCGAAAAUUGCAGAGGCGCAAAGGUUGUCGACCUCUCUUCAACCUUGACUGCCCCCUGUGCAGAAUGGUCGGAGUUUGAAUUCAACUUCUUUUUUUCUGAGAUUGCUCCCUGGAUGUUUACAAACGUACAGCUAUGA
This is a messenger RNA of Exophiala dermatitidis NIH/UT8656, 783 nucleotides long. RefSeq lists its product as uncharacterized. The coding region runs from base 1 to 783 and encodes 260 amino acids. The transcript is spliced from 2 exons. Lineage: Eukaryota; Fungi; Ascomycota; Eurotiomycetes; Chaetothyriales; Herpotrichiellaceae. The record is from RefSeq and is a predicted model, not a curated record.